AUGGCAGACCUCAGCGAGGCCGAGGCCCUGACCACACCCGAGUUCUGGGACCGGCGCUAUACAAAGUCGGACGGCUCAAAUCCAACCCACGAAUGGUUUCGCACAUUCAAGGCUCUCGAACCGUUCUUUGAGAAGCACCUCUUUUCCAAGCGUCAUCCUAACACCUCCCCGCGUAUCAUGCACCUCGGAUCUGGGGAUAGCACCAUCCCCGCCGACCUCUCGGCACGCGGUUACAAGAACCAGCUCUGCCUAGACUUCUCCACUGUCGUAGUCGACCUCAUGAGACAACGACACGCCGACGUGGCCGGCAUCGAGUGGCAAUGGGCCGACAUCCGCGACAUGCCCGAAGCCGCGCCGACCGCCUCCGUCGACGUCGCCUUUGAUAAGAGCACUCUCGACGCCAUGAUCCACGGGAGCCCGUGGUCGCCUCCAGACGACGUUCGCGAAAAUACGGCCAAGUACCUCAGCGAAGUCCAUCGCGCCCUCAAGGACGAUGGGGUGUUCCUGUACAUCACCUACAGACAGCCUCAUUUUAUGCGGCCGCUGCUGAAUGCCGACAAUCUUUGGGUCAUGGACAUGCAUGUCCUCUCCGAUGGCGAGAGCGCGUUUGACUACUACGGAUUCGUACUGAGGAAGAGGAGGAAGAACGACGCACAUGCAGACUCAUAG
Molecule: messenger RNA, 669 nt
Organism: Colletotrichum phormii
Lineage: Eukaryota; Fungi; Ascomycota; Sordariomycetes; Glomerellales; Glomerellaceae
Product: S-adenosyl-L-methionine-dependent methyltransferase
Exons: 2
Coding region: 1-669 (222 amino acids)
Molecular function (GO): S-adenosylmethionine-dependent methyltransferase activity
Source: RefSeq, a predicted model, not a curated record